UUGAAAGACUUAAAUCCAGGAAGGGGAUUGACACUUUUCAUCCGGCUCUGUUUUCCCAGUCCAAACUGUUGUUUUCUCAGUCUGUAGUUGCUAUUUGGUACUUUCAUGUUUUGCCCUAUGACUAUGAGGCAAAUAGGAGCUGGUCUCUCUCUCUCUCUCUCUCUCUGUGGCUUAUUUUGGGAAAACAAGGCAGGAUCCACCCCCCAGCCCCAGUGCUGUAGCCCUGAUCUGAAUCAAGGCCCCAGCAACUAGUUCUCAGAUAGAAAUAGAUCAGUUUCAGAGGGAGGCAUAGUCAGUUUCAGAGGGAGGCAUAGCCAUUCCUUGCAUGCUGUUCAUGCAUGUGCUGUGCAGAUAAUAAAAUUAUGCCCAAAGAAUCAGAGAAGCUACUCUUUUUUAAUAACCUCAUAACCUCCAUAAAAACACAAGUCCUGUUUGCAGCAGACUAAGAGGAAGAAAAACACUUCUGGGACCAAAGGCAGACUUUGUUGCAUACUUGAUCAAAAAUUCAGUUUUGAUUGAAUUAAAAAGACUGCUAUUUUGAAGAAAAUGUCACAUUUUUGUUGGAUUGGCAGAAACCCUUGGGAGAAGGUGGGCCCUCAUAUCCCGGGUGGUCCCGCAUAUCCAGGGUCCAAACCAUUAAGGUAUAAUUUUUAUAAUGGUAGAAUGUUGAAACAAUCCCUCCUCUUAACUACGCUAGCACUCCCAUAAUCCUAAAUAGCAAGGAUAGCACAUAGGAACCCCCAAACAAUGACCUAUCCUUCAUUAUCUGUAACUCAUCUGAGCUGAUGCCUUUCUAGUUGCCAUGAUGUCCAUGUGGUUCCGAGGACUUUCAUGCCUGCUCCUUCUCUUCCUGCUGAAUUUCAGUUCUGCUGCUGAAGAAGACACUGUGGUGGUCACUAGCAGUGGUCCCAUCCGGGGCAAGCGUAUCAUGACAGCUUCAGGCAUGGUAACAGCGUUCCUGGGCAUCCCCUAUGCUGAACCUCCUGUGGGGAAGCUGCGUUUUCAGAAGCCCCAUCCCCACCAGUCUUGGACCCAUAUCUUGGAGGCCACCAACUUUGGCAAUACGUGCUACCAGGAAACUUCAGAAUCAUCCAGCUAUCAUGAAGAACUAUACUCAGAAACCACCUUGCCACUCUCUGAGGACUGCCUUUUCCUCAAUGUCUGGGUGCCUCAUCCCCGGCCUUCUGCACCGGCCUCAGUUCUGGUCUGGAUCCAUGGAGGCGGUUUUUUCAGCGGGACUGGUUCUCUUGACCGAAGCUUCUUAGCCGCCACUGAAAAUAUUAUUGUGGCUUCUAUGAACUACCGCCUAGGUGCACUGGGCUUUCUCUCAUUACCACCAAACGCUCCAGGGAACGCUGGCUUGUGGGACCAAAAUAUGGCACUGAGUUGGUUGAAGGAGAACAUAGCUGCCUUUGGAGGGGAUCCAGCCCGGCUAACUCUGGGUGGUCAAAGUGCUGGGGCUGCAUCAGUCAACUUCCACCUUCUCUCACCAGCAAGCCAGUAUGUUUUUGCUCAGGCCACUAUACAAAGUGGAGCUGCUCUUUGUCCCUGGGCUUGGGUGAGCCCCGAAGAGGCCAAAGUCAGAGGAAGGACUCUGGGUCGGAUUUUGGACUGUGCUGAGAAGGAUGACAGGACCCUUGUGAGCUGCCUGCAGAUGAAGGACCCAGGAGAGAUUAUGCAGAAGUUGCCUAUCAUAAAACACAAGUCUUUGUUGGAUAUUUCUUUUGUGCCAACAACAGACGGGGAUUUCCUUCUAGAUGACCCUCAAAAUCUUCUGGAGGCUGGGAACUUCCAAGUCAAGCCCAUCCUGGUUGGCUUCACCUCUGAGGAAGGCUCCUUGUUCCUCGCCAAUAAUGCUCCUGGUUUCAGCCUUUACAAUGACAGCCUGAUCAAUCAAGAGCAGCUACUGGAAGGCCUCCAUCUGCUGGCACCAGAGGCGUCUGAGAGUGCCAUUGAGGCUGCAGCACUUAUCUACAGCCAGGGGGAAGAAGGGGAGGCACAGUACCGAAAUGCCUUGGUCAAAGCCUCUGGGGACUAUGCUUUCUUGUGCCCAGUGGCCAAGGUGGCCAGCCAGAUGGCAAAAGCCGGAAGCUCCAUUUUCGCCUACUUCUUCACUCACCGUCCUUCUUUCUUUGCUGCACCUGCCUGGAUUGGGGUGCCCCAUUGUGCUGAGCUGCCCUACCUAUUUGGUGACCCCCUGUCUAUGGCAGGAGACAAUAUCACAUACCCAGAAUUCGAGCAAGUACUGAGCCAAAGGGUUAUGUGGUACUGGGGAGAGUUUAUAAGGACUGGGUCUCCUGAUGGGGAAAAUGGUACACUGUGGCCAAUCUUCAUGGGACAGAACUUUUUCCGUAUCAACACAGAUCUAACACCGUCUAAGGGGAUGUCACCCACCCGCUAUUGUGACUUCUGGGAGUUGCUGGCCACGGAAGAACCUAAGGGCUUUGGCCUUGUGGCUUAAACAGAGAAGAUUCAACAAAGUCCUCUCCCAUUGGUGAACUAUUUGAAAAUUAAUGAGGCAUCAGAUACAUUUCUCAGUGGCAUCAAUAUCAUAUCUCCGUCCUUCUUGGCUGUAACAGAGCUGCAAGAUAUGGCUUCUUGAAGUCUAUUUUUUUUUACUCUGUGGAGAGGGAAAAUCUUGAGGAUCUCAAUUUUCAUGUUAAACAAAAGUAGUUUUCAAUUUUUCUUAAUUAUUAAUAAAAGUUUUAAAUGGUG
Molecule: messenger RNA, 2715 nt
Organism: Hemicordylus capensis (graceful crag lizard)
Lineage: Eukaryota; Metazoa; Chordata; Lepidosauria; Squamata; Cordylidae
Product: cholinesterase-like
Exons: 4
Coding region: 803-2461 (552 amino acids)
Biological process (GO): choline metabolic process; acetylcholine catabolic process
Cellular component (GO): plasma membrane
Molecular function (GO): acetylcholinesterase activity
Source: RefSeq, a predicted model, not a curated record